This is a messenger RNA of Rhododendron vialii, 2053 nucleotides long. Its product is annotated as ubiquitin-conjugating enzyme E2 11-like. Bases 76 to 1770 code for a protein of 564 amino acids. Gene Ontology annotation, molecular function: ubiquitin conjugating enzyme activity; microtubule plus end polymerase activity; microtubule plus-end binding. Gene Ontology annotation, cellular component: microtubule plus-end; nucleus; spindle pole. The transcript has 16 exons. Gene Ontology annotation, biological process: protein polyubiquitination; mitotic spindle organization; establishment or maintenance of microtubule cytoskeleton polarity. The record is from RefSeq and is a predicted model, not a curated record. NCBI's taxonomy places the organism in Eukaryota, Viridiplantae, Streptophyta, Magnoliopsida, Ericales, Ericaceae.
GUUCUUUUUCUCAAAAACUGGAACAGAGUCUCUCUCUCUCACAGCACUUCUGUAGUUAGACGAUUCGGUAAUACAAUGUCAGAGACGGAGGAUGAGAAGUUGUUGAAGGAGGCUAAGGAACUGCCGUGGGACGUUCGACUGUUCCACAAGAACUGGAAGGUGAGGAACGACGCUAACAUCGACCUCGCAGCCCUCUGCAAUUCCAUCACGGAUCCCGAGGAUCCCCGCCUAUGCGAAUUCGGGCUGUUCUUUAAGAACACGAUUGCGGAUUCGAACCCGUCAGUGCAGGAGAGGGCUCUUGACGCGCUGAUUGCGUACUUGAAAGUUGCCGAUGCAGAUUCUGCGGAAAGAUAUGCGAAAGAAGUGUGUGAUGUAAUUGCAGCAAAAUGCCUGACUGGUAGACCCAGGACGGUCGAGAAGUUGCAGAUGGUGUUUAUGCUUCUCAUAGAGUUGGAGUCUGUAGACGUUGUCUUGGAUGCUAUGGAGAAAGCUGUUAUGAAAAAGGUUGCUAAAGCAGUUGUUCCAGCCAUUGAUAUCAUUUUGCUAGCUUUAAGUGAAUUUGGGGUGAAGAUAGUGCCCCCUAAAAGAAUAUUAAAGCUGUUGCCGGAACUCUUUGUCCACCGAGAUCAAAAUGUUCGUGCUUCAUCCAAAGGAUUAACACUUGAGCUGUGUCGUUGGAUUGGAAAAGAAACAGUGAAAUCAGUAUUGUUUGGGAAAAUGCCGAAGACAAUGAAAAAAGAGUUGGAGGCUGAGCUUGUCAGUGUCUCUAGGAUAGCUAGACCAUCUCGCAAAAUAAGAUCCGAGAAAAACAAGGAGCCAGAGGAAGAAGGUGUAGGCUUUGGUCCUUCUGAAGAAUCUGUCACAGAUGCUCCUCAAGAAAUUGAAUGUGUUGAAUCUGUUGAUCCUGUGGUUGUAUUGACUUUGGAGAAGGCAGGGUUGGGGGAUGGAGUGAAAGCUGCCAAGUGGUCAGAGCAAAAGGUAUCUGCGUCCAAACGUACCAAACUCAAUUCACAGUUAUGCAUGGCUCCUGAUUAUAUUGCAAAAAUCCGCCAGUCACUUAAGAAGUGCCUCAGUGAUGAGACUCCAGAAGUGAGGGAUGCAGCAUUUGCUAGUUUGGAAGCAAUGGAUAAGUGGGUUGGUGCGGGACCGUCAGAGGAAUCGUUGGAGAAACUUGAUGAUGUUAGAUGGAAGAAUUUUCCGGAAAUGAAUGAUUAUAGUCGUGGUACAGUAUGUACAAGCUCAGAGUCUUAUAUUUACCAGGAUGUAUCAGUUACAUUUCAAAAUUCAGGUGGAAGAAACAAUAAUAUGCUGGGUUUGAAUCUUGCUUCGAUACGAAUCUUGAAUGAGCUGAAAUUACUUCGAAAAGAUCGUCUGAUGAACUGCAGUGCAGAUCGAGUUUCUGAAAACAUCUUUCAUUGGAAAGCAAGAAUCAUGGGUGAUCCAGACAGUCCUUAUGCUGGUGGAGAGUUUCUAGUUGACAUCCAUUUCCCUCUUAAUUAUCCAUUUGUUCCACCUAAGGUUGCAUUUGAGACAAAGGUUUUUCACCCUAACAUAGACAUCACUGGCGACAUUUAUCUUGGUAUUUUGGAGCAGUGGAACUGGAGUCCAGCCGUUACUAUGACCGAGGUGUUGCGCUCCAUUUGCACUCUGUUAAGAAACCCGGAUCCUGCUUACUUUUUCGUGCCGAAGAUUGCUGAAAUGUACAACACAGAAAGGAGCAAGUAUGAGAAAACUGCCAGGAGCUGGACCCUGAUGUAUGCCAUGGGUUAAGGUGCUGCUAUGUGUAACCGGAGAGAGGGUUUGUUCUUUUAGCUAUGAUGUAUGAUUCAAGUGUGUGAUCUUGUUUGUCUUGUCGUUAGCAGUAUUUGAUCUCUCUUCCCAAUCCACCACCUUGACCGAAUUAAACAAAAAACUUGAAGUUCCGUUAAUGGAGUGGCAGGGGAGUUGAUAGAAGUCUUAAACCUGAAGAUUGAUUAGACUGACUCGUUUGUAGAGCUGACAAAUGAAUCAAACAGUUCAGUUUAAGUUUAAGCUUCUGUUCAAUUUGUUAAAA